Dichomitus squalens LYAD-421 SS1 is the source of this 3621-nucleotide messenger RNA. Its product is annotated as P-loop containing nucleoside triphosphate hydrolase protein. The record is from RefSeq and is a predicted model, not a curated record. The transcript has 17 exons. Gene Ontology annotation, molecular function: ATP binding; RNA binding. Lineage: Eukaryota; Fungi; Basidiomycota; Agaricomycetes; Polyporales; Polyporaceae. Gene Ontology annotation, cellular component: intracellular anatomical structure; spliceosomal complex. Bases 1 to 3621 code for a protein of 1206 amino acids. Gene Ontology annotation, biological process: mRNA splicing, via spliceosome.
AUGGCCUCCCCGACUAAAGGCGACGAUGAAUUCAUUCAUCACAUUGCCAUUCAGCUCUCAAGAGUAAUGAAUCUCAUCAAUCCGAAUGAUUUACUUGCUCGACGCGUCCAGGACAUAGCCAAGAACAACACGGUGGAUGGCUUCAUUGAAGCGGCGAAGUCUUUUGGCAAGUUUAAGCCUUCCUUCCUUGCAGAACUUCAUGCAGAGAUCUUGUCGCACGAGAAGCAGCAGGCCACAGGACAACCGCAACUACCCGUACAAGGAAUCGUGGUGCACGAUAGUGAUGUCCUUGAACCCGAACCUGUGCGUCAGGGUGGUCUCAUGCGCAAGGAUGCGAAACACGCAUUCCGUCAACCAGCGAAGCCCCUUGAUCCCCCUACCCCGCGUGCAUCCGUGCUCGGACUCGACAAGCUCGCUCAGGAGAAGCGCGCUCUUGCAGCUCAGGCGAACGGUGAAGGGAGUCGGAAGAGACCGAAACUAGAUGGAGACGGAGAUGAGCCGGUCUUCAAAGUCCCAUCUCUUCCCGCUUCACGGACCUCGCAUAUGCGCCAGCGAGGCGAAGAGACACCAUCUCAUCCUGGUGGAUUGUCGGAGGUCGCACGUCAGCGGCUGGAGGAGCGCAGGAAGAUACGAGGUAGGCCGGGCAUAACUGCGAAGAACGAACCUCGUGGAGAUGGGCCGCGCGGCCUUGGCGACUUCCAGCGGCGACUGAACCGCGAUCAAGCAUACGAUAGACGGAGAGGUGGAGAUCGCGACCGCCGCGAAUGGGACGCCACACCACGCUCAGAACGCAGUCGUCGAGGGGAGGAUGCGCCUAGCGUUCGGAUUCCAAAUGCUUCCUGGGAUGCCACGCCAAGGCGGCCUUCGUCGCCCGGCGGAUCUUCUGCACGCAACAAGAGAUGGGAUGCGCCAACGCCACGUCGUGGUGGAUCGCCUGGCUCCGAUGGCGAGGGUGGGUUAGGUAUAGAUGCCCGAGAAUGGGAGGAGGAGCAGACGCGUCUGGACAGAGAUUGGUACAUGGGCGCAGAAGAGGGCGGAGUUGUGGGCGAUGAGGACUAUAAUCCGCUUGCGCAGUACGACGACCUCGCGGCGGCGAAAGAGGAGCAGAUGGCAAAGAAGCAGGUCAAGAAGAUCUCGGCGCGCCAAGCGCAAUAUAAUGCCGAUAACGACCUCUGGGAGGCCAACCGGAUGGUUACCUCUGGGGUGGCGACCCGUAAAGAGAUUGACCUCGACUUCGAGGAUGAGUCCGAGUCGACCGUACACGUCAUGGUGCACGACCUCAAGCCACCCUUCCUCGAUGGCCGUACCGUCUUCACCAAGCAGCUCGAGCCUAUCAACCCCGUCCGCGACCCGACGAGCGAUAUGGCCGUCUUCGCCCGGAAGGGGAGCGCCCUUGUCAGGGAGAAACGCGAACAAGCCGAGCGCGCGAAGGCCGCAGCCAAGCUUGCUGCUCUUGGCGGUACGCAGCUAGGUAACAUCAUGGGCGUGAAAGACGAGGAGAUGGAAGCCGAGGCUGCCGCCGAACAGAAGGCAAAACAGGAGAAAGAGGAAGACUACAAGGGCGACUCGAAAUUCGCUUCGCAUCUGAAGAGCUCAAAGGGUGUUAGUGUGUUCGCUCGCUCGAGAACGCUUAAGGAGCAGCGAGAAUACUUGCCUGCCUUCGCUUGUCGCGAGGAACUGAUGAAGGUCAUUCGGGAGAACCAAGUCAUCGUUGUGGUCGGUGAGACAGGAUCUGGCAAGACGACCCAGCUGGCGCAGUUCUUGUACGAAGACGGCUACUGUGCGUACGGUCUCAUUGGAUGUACACAACCUCGUCGCGUGGCUGCGAUGUCCGUCGCCAAGCGUGUCAGCGAGGAGAUGGAGUGCAAGCUUGGCUCCACUGUCGGCUAUGCAAUCCGUUUCGAGGAUUGCACCUCUCCAGAGACGAAGAUCAAGUACAUGACGGACGGCGUACUGCUGCGUGAAUCCCUGAACGAGGGCGACCUAGAUCGCUAUAGCGUCAUCAUCCUUGAUGAGGCGCACGAGCGAUCACUGAGUACCGACGUGCUCAUGGGUCUCCUGCGGAAGAUCUUGUCUAGGCGGAGAGAUCUCAAAUUAAUCGUCACGUCUGCUACGAUGAACGCUGAGAAGUUCUCCAACUUCUAUGGCAAUGCCCCAACAUUCACUAUCCCUGGUCGAACGUUCCCCGUCGAGGUUUUCCACUCGAAGUCUCCAUGCGAGGACUACGUCGACAGCGCGGUUAAGCAGGUGCUGCAAAUUCACCUAUCCCUCCCACCAGGGGAUAUCCUCGUCUUCAUGACUGGUCAAGAGGAUAUUGAGGUGACAUGCCAGGUGGUCCAAGAACGAUUGUCGCAACUUGACGACCCUGCACCUCUUGCCGUAUUGCCGAUCUACUCGCAGAUGCCUGCUGACCUCCAGGCAAAGAUCUUUGAACCAACCCCGGACGGUCGGCGAAAGGUAAUCGUCGCUACGAAUAUCGCGGAGACAUCCUUGACUGGUACCGGGUUCUGUUACCGCCUCUACACCGAGAUGGCGUUCCGGAAUGAGAUGUUCUCUAACAACAUCCCAGAGAUCCAGCGGACGAACUUGGCGAACACGGUACUCCUGCUGAAAUCUCUCGGCGUCAAGAACCUCCUCGAAUUCGACUUCAUGGACCCACCUCCACAGGCGAACAUGCUCAACUCGAUGUACCAGCUCUGGGUGCUUGGUGCCCUGGACAACGUCGGCGACCUGACACCCAUCGGGCGGAAGAUGAGCGAGUUCCCGAUGGAACCGAGCAUGGCGAAGAUGCUCAUCCAGUCGGUCGAGUACAGAUGCUCCGCCGAGAUGCUCACUAUCGUGUCAAUGCUCUCCGUGCCGAGCGUCUUCUACCGACCAAAGGAGCGCAUGGAGGAGGCGGACGCGGCCCGGGAGAAGUUCAACGUACCUGAGAGUGACCACCUCACACUGCUGAACGUGUUCAACCAGUGGAAGUCACACGGGUUCCGGGACGAUUGGGCCUUGCGUCACUUCUUACACCCGAAACUGUUGAGGAAGGCGCGCGAGGUCCGCGCGCAGCUGGAGGACAUCAUGAAGUUCCAGAAGAUGGAGCUCAUUUCUGCUGGGACAGACUUCGACAUCAUCCGGAAGGCGAUCACUGCUGGGUACUUCCACCAGGCCGCGCGUGUGAAGGGCAUUGGGGAGUUUGUCAACAUCCGCACGGGUCUUCCCACACACUUGCACCCGACAAGUGCGCUGUAUGGCUUAGGCUACACGCCAACAUACGUCGUUUAUCACGAGCUAAUUCUGACGUCCAAGGAGUACAUGACCCAAGUCACGGCCGUCGAUGCUUACUGGCUUGCCGAGCUCGGGUCCGUCUUCUACUCUGUAAAGGAGAAGAACUUCGAUGAGCGUGGGAACCGACGGAAGGCCGACCGCGAGUUCUCCAAGAGGGCAGAGCUCGAGACGGAGAUGGCGCGGCAGAGAGAGGAGAGCGCGAAAAAGGCGCAAGAGGAGGCACUUGCGGCGAAGACGUCGUCGAGUAGCAGCUCCAAAAUCAUCGUCCCUGGAACCCCCCGUAACAGCGGUGUUGGGGCUGGUGCGCGCGUCACGGCGACGCCCAGACGACGCGUGGGUAUCUGA